Messenger RNA from Olea europaea var. sylvestris, 735 nucleotides. RefSeq lists its product as uncharacterized. Gene Ontology annotation, biological process: DNA integration. The transcript is spliced from 2 exons. Lineage: Eukaryota; Viridiplantae; Streptophyta; Magnoliopsida; Lamiales; Oleaceae. Gene Ontology annotation, molecular function: nucleic acid binding. Bases 1 to 735 code for a protein of 244 amino acids. The record is from RefSeq and is a predicted model, not a curated record.
AUGCUUAUGAGACGAUUUGAUUCAAUAAAAAUUAAAUUCGUCCCAAGAAGUGAAAACAGGAAAGCUGAUGCCUUAGCUAAUUUGGCCGCUAUUUUAGCUAGGUCAGAUGAACAUUUCUCUCACUCCAUAUCAAUUGCUCAAAGAUGGGUACUUCCGUUAUUGCUACCCAAUUUCAUUCAUAUCCAAAUCAUUUAUCGAUAUGGUGUUCCCCGGCAUAUCAUAACUGAUAAUGGAAAAACAUUCUGCAAUAGCCACGUAAACAAUUUAUGUGCUAAGUUUGGGUUCAAACAGUAUAACUCGUCCAUGUACAAUACGGCAGCUAACGGAUUAGCAGAGGCGUUCAACAAAACACUAUGCAGUCUACUAAAAAAGGUUGUCUCCAAAUCAAAAAGAGAUUGGCAUGAGAAAAUCGGUGAAGUCUUAUGGGCUUAUCGAACUACUUAUCGGACUCCAACACAAACCACUCCUUAUGCCCUAGUAUAUGGAGUAGAAUCUAUACUUCCUCUGGGGUAUCAAAUCCCAUCACUUCGAAUUGCUAUCCAAGAAGGUUUGACAACUGAAGAAAAUGCCCACCUUCGAUUGGAAGAGCUAGAAGCUUUGGAUGAGAAGAGGUUAGAAGAAAAAAUGCAUCUAGAGUGCUAUCAAGCUCGAAUGGCCAAGUCUUUCAACAAAAAGGUGCAACCAAGAUCAUUUCAAGUUGGAGAUCUGGUACUUUCGUGCGCAGGCCAAUCAUAA